Messenger RNA from Rosa chinensis, 2252 nucleotides. RefSeq names its product L-type lectin-domain containing receptor kinase IX.1. The record is from RefSeq and is a predicted model, not a curated record. NCBI's taxonomy places the organism in Eukaryota, Viridiplantae, Streptophyta, Magnoliopsida, Rosales, Rosaceae. The transcript has a single exon. Gene Ontology annotation, molecular function: carbohydrate binding; protein kinase activity; ATP binding. The coding region runs from base 100 to 2124 and encodes 674 amino acids. Gene Ontology annotation, cellular component: plasma membrane. Gene Ontology annotation, biological process: protein phosphorylation.
CUUAGACUGAGAGUAGAACUUGCAACCGCUUGCCCGGUCCUCAUUCUAGUUUUCUUUGUAGCAACUUCAUAGUUGCUCUCGAAAGAACACAAAUUGGAGAUGGCUGUCAACACAACAGUACACCAGUUCUCACCAGAGCGGCUUCAGUUCCUUCUUCUUCUCUUGUUUGUUUUAACCUUCUCUGCAACCCCAUUGACGUUCAACUUCUCCAGCUUUCCCGCCAACACCAGGACUCUAUUUCUAGAGGGAGAUGCUUCCAUCGACGGCUCCCUCCGACUCACCAAAAGUGCUCUUGAUGACGUAAUGAACAUGAGCACCGGUAGAGCCACCUUCGGUGAAUCGUUCCUCCUCCGGCAGAAUGAAAAACUAGCUGAUUUCACUUCAAGUUUCACAUUCUCCAUUAGCUCCACCGACAUCCACGGCGGUGACGGCUUGGUGUUCUUCAUUGCUCCAAACGGCUCCUUAUUACUCGACAAGGCAUCAGAAGGAGGUUGCAAUCUUGGCCUCCCUGUCAACACUAAGCGGCCAAAAUUUACCACUAGGUACUCGUUUGUGGCAGUCGAGUUUGAUAUCUACCCUAAUGGGCGUACUUCAGGCCAACCAACAAUCGAAGAUCCUGAUUACGAUCAUGUGGGGAUAGACAUCAACUCUGUCAAGUCUUAUCUUACCACGGAAUGGAAUGGUGGUAUCAUUGGAGGAAAACAAAAUAAUGCCACAAUUAGCUACGACUCUAGCUCAAAAAAUCUUAGUGUUGCCUUCACUACUUUUAAAAAUGUAGAUCGUUACAGCAGAGUACAGGUGAUCAAAAAAUUUUAUUGCUUAAUUGAUCUGCUUCAAUACUUGCCGGAUAGGGUCAUUGUUGGAUUCUCUGCUUCCACGGGUACUGCAGUUGCUGUGCAUAAGAUCAUUGCAUGGAAUUUUACCUCCACUCUUCUGGUGGAUGAUAAUUCGACAAACAACAAUCCUCUGGCUGGCAAUAGUACGACGACGUCCGACAACAACGUAGGACUAGCAGUUGGAUUGGGUGUUGGUGGAUGUGUUACCUUGGUUGGUGCGUUGGCUUUGGUUCGGUUCAUCUUCUGCACGCAGAAGAGGGGAACAGCUGGGGAAAGUACUGAUGAUGGUACUUUGGUACUUCAUGAUCCUAUUCCUGAUGAAUUCGAAAAGGGGACAGGCCCCAGGAAGUUUUCCUACAAUGAAUUGGCCGAUGCAACUAACAAUUUUGCAGAAGGAGAAAAGCUUGGGCAAGGAGGAUUUGGCGGAGUUUAUAGAGGCUGCAUCGAUUUGAACUCAUAUGUUGCUGUUAAGAAGAUAUCCCCAGGGUCUAAACAAGGGUUGAAGGAGUAUGUGGCAGAAGUAAAUAUCAUCAGUCGGCUGAGGCAUCGGAAUCUAGUGCAACUAAUUGGUUGGUGCCACGAAAAGGAACUCCUACUUGUCUACAAAUACAUGCCCAACGGAAGCUUAGAUGCCCAUCUGUUCAAAGAAGAAAGCUUGUUAACUUGGGAGGUAAGGUACAAAAUUGCACAUGGAUUGGCCUCAGGAUUGCUCUAUCUACACCAAGAAUGGGAACAGUGUGUGCUGCACAGGGAUAUCAAAUCCAGCAAUGUUAUGUUGGACUCGAAUUUCAACGCCAAACUUGGAGAUUUUGGGUUAGCUCGACUUGUAGACCAUGGAAAAAAGUCUCAAACUACGGUUGUAGCGGGAACAAUGGGCUACAUGGCUAUGGAAUAUGUUACAACGGGAAAGGCUAGCAACGAAACAGAUGUCUAUAGUUUCGGAGUUGUUGCUUUGGAAAUAGCUUGUGGGAGAAAACCCAUUGAUUCGAGUUAUGAAGAGAAGCAAAUCAAUAUGGUGGAGUGGGUUUGGGAGCUCUAUGGAGAUGGGAAAAUUAUCGAAGCAGCUGAUCCGAAACUGCGUGGAGAUUUUGAUGUGAAACAAAUGGAGUGCUUAAUGAUGGUUGGGUUGUGGUGCGCUCAUCCGGAUUACAAUUUCAGGCCUUUGAUACAAAAAGCAAUUCAAGUGCUUAACUUCGAAGUUCCAUUGCCCGAUCUCCCACCAAAGAUGCCAAUGGCUUUUGGUCUUCCAUCAUCACUCUCAACGUUGUCCAAUUGCAACACUACUUGAGGUCAAAGUGAGCCAUCCAUCAAUACCUCAUCUUCUACAACAAACUCUAAUCCAUCAGCAACAUUAUAGUAAGAAGAAUUACUCUUACUUGUUGCUAAAAGGGGAGUAGAUUUGAUAAUCUCUAUCCU